This is a messenger RNA of Megachile rotundata (alfalfa leafcutting bee), 1578 nucleotides long. Its product is annotated as piggyBac transposable element-derived protein 4-like. NCBI's taxonomy places the organism in Eukaryota, Metazoa, Arthropoda, Insecta, Hymenoptera, Megachilidae. The record is from RefSeq and is a predicted model, not a curated record.
AUGCCAAGAAGAAAAACAUCCGAGGACAUCGACGCAUCGUUCGACCUUCAACCGUCAACGUCGACGAUCAAAAAAUUGAAACCCGACAAUGAACGAUACAUGCUAUUAGACGAGACGAUCGUGAACGUCCUAUUGGACACCGAGAGCGACAAUUCGGACUUCGAUUUUGAUAUUUCCUCAACUGACAUGUCUGAGGAGAGCGAAGAAAGCGAUCAGGAGUCGGUGCUCUCCCGCUCUGCUUCGUCUACGCCUGAACCGGGAACCUCGGUCACAUGGAACACAACACGGCCCAUAACUUCUAAUGUCCCGUUCACGGGGAACCCCGGUCUAAUAACAUCCACAUCUUCCGACGAACCCAUCGAUUAUUUCUUCCUGCUCGCCAACGACAAGUUCUUCGAUUUAGUAUUACGCGAAACGAAUAUUCAGGGCCACAAACUGCGGUCCGGAAGUCCGUCCAAAUCACGGAUGAAGAACUUCAGGGACAUAACGAGAGAGGAUCUGGAAGUCUUUCUGGGGCUAAUAUUUCUAGCAGCGAACGUACAGGCACCCUCCUUCGCACAUUACUGGACCAAGAAUGACUUGUACGUUUUUCCGCCAUUUUCGAACGCGAUGCCACGCGACAAGUUUCAAAGUAUUUUAUGUUCCCUGCAUUUUUGCACGAGCGCGGAAACGGGAGCUUCGGAUCCUUUGAACAAGGUCCAACCGCUUCUCAAUUAUUUCAACGAUACCAUGCGAGAGAUAUAUUACCCGAACAAAAACUUGACCCUGGACGAAUGCAUGUUGUAUUCUCACCCGAACGUAAGAAGUAAAUCACGCAAAAGAGUUAAAUUUUACAUGCUCACCGAGCCCGAUGGUGUCGUACUUAGAACCCUAAUCGAUUGUGAUCGAGACCUUGAUGGUCACGCAGAGAGAAUUGUUAAAACGCUGCUCGCGGACUUUCUGCAAGUGGGACAUUCCUUGUUUUUGUACAAUUUUUAUACGAAUGUACCGUUAGUUAGGGAGCUGUUGCAGUACAAGACGUACUGUACGGGUAUUCUCAGACCGAACUGUAAGAGUCCUUCCGAUCUUGUGAAUAAGACGAUUGGAAGGGGCGAAGUGGACGCUCGCUACACCCCUGAAGGUGUGUGCGUCCUAAAGUGGCGUGACAAACGAGAUGCACUGAUGAUUUCAUCCGAGUACAAAGCGGACAUCGUGAAAGUACAAUCGAAAUCUGGUAAACAUGUACAAAAACCGGAGCUGGUAGAGAAAUACAAUAAGUACAUGAACGGAACUGAGCGAGCGGAUCAGUUCUUAGGGAAGCACACGAGGACGAAAAUGACGUUGCUGAAAUUUCGGGAAGCUGUCAUUGAUAAAUUAAUUUAUAAGAAUAGACCGCGUCUGGAUGUGAUACCCAAACCAGCGGGACAGAAUGUACAUUUACCGAGAAUGUCUGGGCACGAGGGAGGGAAGAAAAUACGGAAAAGCGCAUUGUGGGCGCUGAUGGUAGGUCAAUUUUGUUGGACCAACUUGGACCAAUCGUGUAAGACCACGAUCGCAAUGGCGGCGUGGCUGAACAAUUUUGCGUUAUCGGGUGGUUAA